Lodderomyces margitis is the source of this 1488-nucleotide messenger RNA. RefSeq lists its product as uncharacterized. The transcript has a single exon. Bases 1 to 1488 code for a protein of 495 amino acids. NCBI's taxonomy places the organism in Eukaryota, Fungi, Ascomycota, Pichiomycetes, Serinales, Debaryomycetaceae. Gene Ontology annotation, cellular component: vacuolar membrane. Gene Ontology annotation, molecular function: amino acid transmembrane transporter activity. Gene Ontology annotation, biological process: amino acid transmembrane transport. The record is from RefSeq and is a predicted model, not a curated record.
AUGACCUCAAAUGAGCCUGCCAGCACUAAAAUUUUUGCAUCUGAUACAAAAGAAAUUGCAAACCAUGGUCAACAGAACAAAGAGUCAUCUUCCUCUGAAGACAACUUAGACGCCGAAUCCUUGGCCAAAACAGAGAAUAGUCAAGUUUUUGAGGUGUCCAAAGAGGGCCCAAACUUUCGCGGUGUUGGUAUGUAUGGAGCAGCAAUUUUGAUUGCAAAAUCUCAAUUGGGAUUAGGAGUACUUGGUUUGCCUAGCACUUUGAAUGCUUUAGGCUUUUUGCCAGGUUUGCUUUCACUCACCUGUUUGUGUUUGUUGAGUACAUACACUGGUCUCAUCAUUGGCAAGUUUCGAAAUAAACACCCACAUAUUUACUGUAUCGACGAUGCCGCGUACAUGUUGUUUGGUAGUGUGGCACGUGAAGUAAUGGGCUGGGGGUUUUGGCUCUUUUACACUCUUUGCUAUGGUUCAGCUUUGCUCACCAUUUCCAUCGCGUUCAAUUCAAUCACAGAACAUGCCGUGUGCACUGUCAUUUGGGUGGUUGUCGGUGCAGUGGUCUCGUUCAUUCUUGGUGCCUCAAUUAGAACCAUGAGAGUGUUGUCCUUCAUGGGAUACUUUGCCAUGUCAAGCAUUCUUCUCGCUGUGUGGAUUGUUGCUAUUGCUUGUCUUACUCAGAAAGUGCCCGCUGCAGCACCAGAGGGCGAGCCAAUCAAUAAAAUGAUUAGAGUCGCAGCCAGCGGUGCUCGAUUCAAUACCGUGGCCUCUGCUAUUGCCAUCCAAUUUUUUUCAUUAUGUGGAACAGCAUCUUUCUUUUCAAUACAGGCUGAAAUGAGGGACCCCAAGCAGUAUGGAAGGUCACUUCUUAUGGGACAAGCGUUGGUAAUGUUCAACUACAUUGUUCUUGCCAUUAUGAUUUACGCCAAAAUUGGCCAAUACGUUGCAUCCCCUGCUCUAGGCUCCGCUGGUGUUUUGCUUAAAAAGAUCGCCUAUGGUAUCGCCCUUCCAGGUUUAUUCUGGUCCUCGUUUUUCACUGCACACCUUGCGGCAAAAUACGCCCUUAUACGUAUUCUUAGGGGCACCAAACAUUUGCAAAGUAACACCAAAAUUCACUGGAUUACUUGGCUUGGAAUGAUAGCUAUUGUUAGUGCUGCAGGUUUUAUCAUUGCAGGUGCAAUCCCCUUCUUCAACAAUUUAGUAGCUUUAACUGGGGCGUUGGUUGGUACUUCCUUCACCCUUUUCAUCCCCGCUUGUUUAACAUUGUACGAACUUGGGCAUCACAAACAUCACGAGCGUGAUCUGACGCUUACUUGGAUAAAACACUCGUGGGGUGAACUUCAUCACCACAAAUUCACUGUUGUUUUGUCAAUCUUUUGCAUCUGCGUUGCCUUUUUUAUUUGUGUGGGUGGUCUUUAUGGAGCCAUAUCUUCAACAGUUGAGGCUUAUGCAAAUGGAACUGUUGAUCGUGCAUUCUCGUGUGCCAACAAUGCAUAA